Messenger RNA from Lymnaea stagnalis (great pond snail), 2374 nucleotides. The record is from the annotation of a GenBank genome assembly. Lineage: Eukaryota; Metazoa; Mollusca; Gastropoda; Lymnaeidae.
GUCGUUUUAAAUCCUCCCAUGACCUGCUGUGAGAAAGUGAGCAUGCGACCCCAUGCUACCGAUAGUGAUCUCAGAUAAGCAGCCUUGGUGAAGUCAAUAGCUUAUCUCUGAGCUGAAUGUGUAUACUGUAAUAUUGAGACAGCCUCAGACCUAUUACCUAUUCCACAAAGACCAACUGAAUUAAUCGCCAAUCACUUCUUUUGUUCAGAAGGUCUUUCUAAAGGAGAGAAAUUAAACAAUGAACGGGCUGAUUCUCGUAAUCGUUGCCAUGGCAACACUCUGUUUUCGAGCUGGAGCUUUCGGUAAGUGAAGUGUUAAAAUAAUUAGGGAAAAAAAAAAGAAAUUAAAACUUACCUGAUUUAGCAGAUGACGUGACACUAAAUCCCACAGGUCUAUUAUUCUAUUAAGAUGUUUCAAAGAGCUAAUAUUGAAAGAUGUUACGUUUCAAAUAAAUGGGGGAAAUUGAAAAUAAACAAAAUGCUCACGAAAGAAAAAUAGUACAACUUUACUCAAGAAUAUUAUCGCAUGAUUUUGUUAUGAAACAUUUUGUUUUUUAAUUCCCUGUUUACGAUGUCCUAAAUUACUCAUUGUCAUACUUGGUGUAGACUGCAAAGAGGGAGAUGGAGGGAGAGAGAGAGAGAGAGAAAGAGAGAGAGAGAGCGAAAGAGAGCAAGAGAGAGAGAGAGAGAUAGAGAGGUUGGUAAAAAUGUUAUUGGCUUUAACUAUUGAAAUAAUUGAUUAAAAUUAACUUUAAAAAUUAUUCUUUUUUCGAUCCUUGUUAUAAAUUAUUGAUGAGGACUCGAAUUAUUCGAUUAACCGGCCCUUACUAAUGUUCAGUGCAUUGAUACUAUAUCGAUCAUAUUCUGUAACUUUUUCAAUUUUAAUUAAAUUUUAAACUAUUUCUCAAAAGUCUUAAAAAAAAUAUGUGAAAUGGUCUCGAGUAUCAAUUUCGUUUAAGGCUUAUAAUAUUAAGUGCAUAAAUUGAUUCUAUUCAAAAGGUUCGGUUUUGAAGUUUGAAACCAACCCAACGGUGAUUCACCAGAUAUUGACCAAACAACUGCAGCUGAGGUGUUCUGUCUCUGAGAACAUCUUGUGGCCACACAAUAGACAAGCUAUGACCUCUUCAACAGAUUACUAUUAUGACUGGACAACAGCGAUCCGAUCACAACCAGCGACAACAACGACAUUGGUAUCAGCCAUACCAACGCAAGCAUCUCCAACUGAACUUCCUAAUCUACAGCCGUAUAGUCUAUCCGACCGUGCGGACGUCUUCCACGUGACGUCCAUCAUUGUCAGCAAGGUUAUCUCGGGACGGAAGGAGACCGUCGCCAGUGUGACGCCGUUUGACGGCGCCGUGGCCGAGGGCUUCUACGUGGGGCGCGUCAAAGUUGAAGGUAGCGGCGCACCGUCGACAGUCUCCGGGGAACAGGCCUACCUACAGCUCACCUGGGACAGCCCUGUCGCGGAGCAGGCCGGGCUCUACACGUGCGAGCUGUUCGCCCUCAACCAGGAGAAGCAUUCCGUCUACCUGAGCACGUCCAUCCGAGUGGACGCCACCGAGCCCAACAUCUCCGACCUGGUCAAGUACAUCAUCGUGCACGACAACACCAUCGCGGACCUGCAGCGGGAGAAUCGGGAGCUGAGGUCAGAGGUCAUGGACCUCAGGGUCAACCUGUCCAUGUACACGUACUACGAGAUGAUGAGCCUCAAGCACCAGGUGGAGCUGCUUACCUUAAACGUGAGCCUGCACGACCUGGAGCUCAACAUGAUACUGGACGGGCUGGCCGCUCACGAGAACACUACGGCCCCAAACACAACCGUCGCACUCAAAACCACACCAGUGGCGUCCUAGUGGCAUGUAGUGUAGGAUACCUAGGUACAGCAGAAGUCAACAAGCUACGAAGCAAAUCUUAACACACGACUUUUACAAUUAACCCUCCGACUCACCUCACCCCUUUAACCCUCAUGCAAACAAAAGAAAAAACAACAACAAAUAAACAAAAGUUUGAUAGGUAACUUAAGAGGGAAAUUUUGCCAAAUGGAAAUUUAACUUGCGAGGGAAAUUCUGAAUUUCAGGUUGAGCUCCCCUUAAUAUUAAAACGUUAUUAUUUUUUUUAAUGGAUUACAAAUAUAUAAUGAACAUUUAUUUAUUUAUUUAUUUAGGCAUUUUUAUAUAGCGCUUACCUUAAAGCUCUAAGCGCUUUACAAUUAUUAAAAACAUGUAAACUAACUAAAAUUAAAAAUAAAAUAAUGCAAAUAAUGAAAAAAACAACUCAGAAGUCAAUUAAAAAAACAGUUGUCUUGCAGAUUUCAUUGACUUUUUUUUCGUUGUACUUGUUGAAAUAAUGAUAUAAAAUAUUUUAAAUUUUCAUUA